AUCCGGUGAUCCUCCGGCCACCUACUACUCUGAAUGUGCUCCAUUAUAAGCAGAGAUUUGAUAUUUAAGCGUUGUUGAUCGAGUUGUAGAAAUGGCUGGGAUCGUGGCGGCCGAUGAGCUCGGCGUGUCCAGUGGAAGCAGGAGGAGCUGGAUGACAUCUAGCUUCAGGGACCCGUCAGACGUCUUCAAGAGGAAUGUAUCCGAGGAGGAUGAUGAGGAUUCACUUAAAUGGGCUGCAAUUGAGAAACUCUCAACCUCUGAUCGCAUGACAAGAGGGGUUUUGCGGCAGGUUGAUGAGAAUGGGAAGGUUUCUAGCAACGAGGUCGAUGCCUGGAGGCUUGGGGUUCAAGAGAAGAAGGUUCUUAUGGACCGGAUUCUCAAGGUCGUCGAAGAAGAUAAUGAGCGGUUCCUUCGUCGCCUCAGAGCUCGGAUUGAUCAGGUUGGACUUGAGCUUCCGAAGAUUGAAGUGCGCUUUGAGAAUCUAGCUGUAGAGGCCGAUGCAUAUGCUGGGAGCAGAGCUAUUCCCACUCUAUUGAAUGCUACAAUAAACACACUAGAGGGAAUAGCUGGUUUUGUCAAGCUUUCUCCAACAAAGAAAAGGAUUAACAAAAUACUUAGAGGUGUGAGUGGGAUCCUCAAGCCAUCAAGGAUGACUUUGCUUUUGGGACCCCCAAGCUCAGGCAAAACAACCUUUCUUCUGUCUCUUGCUGGGAAGCUUGAUCAAAAGUUAAGGACAUCUGGCAAAAUCACACAUUGUGGUCAUGAGUUGACAGAAUUCGUUCCCCAAAGAACUUGUGCAUACAUUAGUCAACAUGACCUUCAUAAUGGUGAAAUGACUGUCAGAGAGACACUGGAUUUUUCUGGACGUUGUUUAGGUGUAGGAAACAGAUAUGAAAUGCUGUUAGAAUUAUCAAGAAGAGAGAGGGAUGCAGGGAUCAGACCUGAUCCUGAGAUUGAUGCAUAUAUGCAGGCAACUUCCAUGGAAGGGCUGAAGACUAAUCUGGCAACUGAUUAUAUCCUCAAGGUACUUGGUUUGGAUAUAUGUGCUGAUAUACUAGUUGGUGAUGAAAUGAGAAGAGGUAUUUCUGGUGGGCAGAAAAAGCGCCUUACAACAGGGGAGAUGUUGGCUGGACCUGCAAGGGCUCUAUUCAUGGAUGAAAUAUCUAAUGGACUUGAUAGCUCCACUACUUUUCAGAUUGUCAAAUUUAUUAGACAGAUGGUCCAUGUCAUGGAUGGAACAGUGAUUAUCUCUCUUCUUCAGCCUGCACCUGAAACUUUUGAUCUGUUUGAUGAUAUUAUCUUACUGUCUGAAGGACAAAUUGUAUAUCAAGGUCCAAGAGAGAAAGUUCUGGAGUUUUUUGAGGUCAUGGGUUUUAAAUGUCCUGAUAGGAAAGGAAUUGCUGAUUUUCUUCAAGAAGUAACAUCAAAAAAGGAUCAGGAGCAGUAUUGGUCUUUUAAAAAGCAGCCUUAUCGAUACAUUACCGUGUCUGAGUUUGCUCAAUCUUUCAAGUUGUUUUAUAUAGGGCAAGAGCUCUUAGAAGACGCAAGGAUUCCUUAUGAUAGAUCUAGAGCUCAUCCUUCUAUGUUCGCCAAAAAGAAAUAUGGCAUCUCAAGCUGGGAACUCUUGAAGGCAUGCUUUUCAAGAGAAUGGUUGUUGAUGAAGCGCAAUUCCUUUGUCUAUGUAUUUAAGACUACUCAAAUCACAAUAAUGUCAGUAAUAGCCUUGACUGUGUUUUUGAGGACAAAAAUGCCUCAUGAAACGAUUGCAGAUGGAGGGAAGUUCUUUGGAGCUCUAUUUUAUAGUUUGGUCAAUGUGAUGUUCAAUGGGAUGGCAGAACUAGCUAUGACUGUCGACAGGCUUCCUGUUUUCUACAAACAAAGGGAUCUCCUCUUUUAUCCACCCUGGGCUUUUGGACUAUCUUAUUGGCUGCUAAAGAUUCCUCUCUCUCUAGUGGAAUCUGGAAUCUGGGUUGUUCUUACUUAUUAUCCUAUUGGUUUUGCCCCUGCUGCAAGCAGGUUUUUUCGACAAUAUUUGGCAUUCUUCUUUACACACCAAAUGGCCCUAUCUCUGUUCCGCUUCAUUGCUGCUGCCGGUAGAACUAUGGUCAAUGCCAAUACAUUCGGAAUGUUCACUUUGCUCAUUGUUUAUGUGUUGGGCGGUUUUCUCAUUUCCAAAGAUGAUAUUCAGCCCUGGUGGAUAUGGGGUUACUGGAUUUCUCCAAUGAUGUAUGGACAGAAUGCUGUAUCUAUCAAUGAAUUUCUUGAUCCUAGAUGGAACACUCCCAACAAUGACAGCAAUAUUGAUGCACCAACAGUUGGAAAGGCCGUUCUCAAGUCUAGAGGAAUGUUUACAGAUGAUCGCUGGUAUUGGAUUUCUAUUGGAGCACUCAUGGGGUUUUCUUUUAUUUUCAACGUCUGUUUUAUUUUUUCACUUCAAUAUUUAAAUCCUCUUGGAAAUUCUCAAGCACUUAUUCUAAAUGAGGAUGUUGAGGAUGACAGCAUCAAGAACUUGGUAUCAAGUCCAGAGAAGACUUCUGUAAUGACAGAGAGUACCAAAGCAUCAAUGGCAGCCAUUUUUUCAGAUACUAUUGCGUCAAGCUCUGUGGAAGGAGGAAAUUUAAAGCGUAUUCGCACAAUGAACAAACAAACUAGGAAAGGAAUGGUUUUACCCUUUCAACCUCUAUCUCUCGUAUUUAACCAUGUGAACUAUUAUGUGGACAUGCCUUCGGAAAUGAAGAAUGAAAGGAUUGAGGAGAGUCGUCUGCAAUUACUCCAUGAUGUUAGUGGUGCUUUCAGGCCUGGUGUCCUUACUGCACUAGUUGGAGUUAGUGGAGCUGGAAAGACCACAUUGAUGGAUGUAUUGGCAGGUAGAAAAACAGGAGGUUACAUUGAAGGGAUUAUCAAUAUCUCAGGCUAUCGCAAAAAGCAAGAGACGUUCGCACGAGUUUGUGGAUACUGUGAACAGAAUGAUAUCCACUCUCCACAUAUUACUGUUUAUGAAUCUCUUAUUUAUUCAGCGUGGUUGCGUCUAGCACCUGAAAUAAAUAAGGAGACAAGAAAGAUGUUUGUGGAAGAAGUAAUGGAGUUGGUUGAACUUAAUGUAUUACGAGAAGCUUUGGUGGGUCUUCCAGGGGUAGACGGCCUAUCCACUGAACAGAGAAAGCGGCUCACAGUAGCUGUAGAGUUGGUUGCAAAUCCAUCUAUCAUCUUCAUGGAUGAGCCAACCUCUGGCCUUGAUGCUAGAGCUGCAGCUAUUGUUAUGCGAACAGUGAGAAAUACAGUGGACACAGGACGGACUGUUGUAUGCACCAUCCACCAACCUAGCAUUGACAUUUUUGAAGCUUUUGACGAGUUACUCCUAAUGAAGAGGGGAGGACAAGUCAUAUAUGCAGGACCUCUAGGACACCAUUCUGCUAAUCUUAUAGAAUAUUUUGAAGAAAUUCCUAGCAUUAAGAAAAUAACUGAAGGGUGUAACCCAGCAACGUGGAUGUUGGAAAUAACUUCUUCCUCUGUUGAGGCUCAACUGAGUCUGGACUUUGCAGAAGUUUAUGGAAGUUCUUCUCUUUAUCAAAAAAAUCAACUACUAAUCGAGGAGUUGAGUGAUCCAGCACCAGGAUCAAAAGAUCUUUCCUUUUCUACAAAGUAUGCACAAAGCUUUAUCACGCAAUGGUUGGUUUGUUUCUGGAAGCAACAUUGGUCUUAUUGGAGAGAUCCACAAUAUAAUGCCAUACGAUUUUUCACCACUAUCGUUACUGGUGUUCUGUUUGGUACCAUUUUCUGGAACAAGUUUCACAAGUUAAAUACGGAGCAAGAAGUGUUCAAUAUACUAGGCGCUUUAUAUGGUUCUGUUUUCUUCCUUGGAGCCACAAACUGUAACACUGUGCAGCCAGUUAUAGCCAUUGAGAGGGCAGUCUUUUACAGGGAAAAAGCAGCAGGGAUGUACUCACCCUUGUCAUAUGCAUUUGCUCAAGUGAGCAUUGAGAUAGUGUACAUAGCUCUGCAAAGUCUUCUCUACACUCUGAUAAUUUACCCAAUGCUUGGGUUUAGUUGGCAAGCAGACAAAUUCUUAUGGUUUUUGUACAUUACCUUCAUGGGUUUGGCAUACUUCACUCUUUACGGUAUGAUGGCAGUGGCGCUUACCCCUGGCUUCAAGAUUGCUGCCAUUGUGUCCUCAUUUUUCUUCAGCUUAUGGAAUUUAUUCUCCGGUUUCCUUAUUUUCCGGCCGCUGAUUCCAAUAUGGUGGAGGUGGUACUACUGGGCAACCCCAUUGGCUUGGACAAUAUAUGGGCUUGCAGCAUCACAAUUAGGGAACCUCGAUAACCUCAUUGAGAUACAAGGUCAAUCUAGCAAGCCUUUGAAUAAAUUCCUAAGUGACAAUCUAGGCUAUGACCAUAGUUUUCUCGGUUAUGUGGCACUGGCUCACUUGGCUUUUGUCGCUCUUUUCUUCUUUGUGUUUGCUUAUUCCAUCAACUAUCUCAAUUUCCAGAAGAGGUAGAAGAAGUGUAGAGCUAGAAUUAGGUGGUGUGCAUCACCAUGAAGAGGGUUUUGUAAAUCCUUCUUAUGUCACUCUUACAUUCCAAUAUGUUCCUUAUUUUCCUCUAAUAUAUAUUGUCGUUUAUCCAUUUUCUCGGGGGAAAAACAUUCCAAUAUGUUGAUGUCAAACUGAUCCCAUUUCCUUAUCUAGUGA
Dioscorea cayenensis subsp. rotundata (Guinea yam) is the source of this 4687-nucleotide messenger RNA. Its product is annotated as pleiotropic drug resistance protein 2-like. Gene Ontology annotation, cellular component: membrane. Gene Ontology annotation, molecular function: ABC-type transporter activity; ATP binding; ATP hydrolysis activity. Lineage: Eukaryota; Viridiplantae; Streptophyta; Magnoliopsida; Dioscoreales; Dioscoreaceae. The record is from RefSeq and is a predicted model, not a curated record.